CUCACUCAUUCCCUGAGCAGCACACUGGACUGGAUAACGUCUCCUUCAACCUGCAGCACAGACUCAUUUCUCUACACACCAGCUCUGAGUGGAUGCUCAGCAGGGGUGUUUGAGAUAUUAGCGCGCUGUGGGGAAAAACGGCUCAGGGACUUCUGCUAUCCACAUACAAAGAGCCGGCAGUCAGGAGGAAUAUGGGCAAAUCCGAAAGCCAAAUGGAUAUCAUGGAGAAAUCAAGUAAACCUGGAAAGCGUCGUUGGACUGUUGCAGAAAUCGGUCUGUCCGUGUUGCUACUGUUGGUCAGCUGUGCCUUGGCCGGGCUGGUAGUCCUCUACACAUCGGUUGUGAAAGAACAAUCUGACAGGCCGAGUGUGUCAAGGAGCUCAACAGUUGAAGGCCAGCUGUUUCGCUCCAACAUCAACAGUGUGUGCACAACUGCGAACUGUGUUACUGCAGCCGCUCGGCUCUUGCAGAACAUGGAUAAGUCUGUCAAGCCUUGUGAUAAUUUCUACCAGUAUGCCUGCGGGGGUUGGCUGGAGAGACAUGUCAUCCCGGAGACGAGCUCCCGUCACAGCGUCUUUGACAUUCUGAGGGACAAGCUGGAGAUUGUCCUCAAAGGUGUUCUUGAGAUGGAGACGGGACAGGACAGAGAUGCCAUCAGAAAGGCCAAAGUCCUUUACAACUCCUGCAUGAAUGACAGCCUCAUAGAGCAGCGUGACUCCCAGCCCCUCCUGAAGCUCAUUGACAGUAUCGGAGACUGGCCUGUGGCGUCGGAUGACUGGAACACCACUACAGAGGAAGCAUGGAGCCUUGAGGACACACUAGCAACGCUUACAGCUCGUUUCCACAAGAAGGUUCUCCUGGACAUGUACGUGUGGACAGAUGAUCGGGACUCUCGGCGCCAUAUAGUUUAUAUUGACCAGCCGGGACUUGGAAUGCCAUCAAGAGACUAUUACUUCAAUGAUGGAAACUACAAAAGGGUUCGAGAGGCCUACCUACAUUUCAUGGUUUCAAUUGCAAAGAUAACCCGAGAGGACAGGAACUUGACUCAGGAUGACGACCGUGUGUGGGAGGAAAUGAUGCAAGUGCUGGAGCUGGAGACAGACAUUGCCAACGCCACAUCACCAGCAGAGGAGCGCCAAGAUGUCACUGUUCUCUACAAUAAGAUGACACUUAGAGAGCUACAGAGCACAUUCAGCUUUAAUGGGUUUAACUGGACACGAUAUAUUCAAGGGGUGCUGUCCAGUGUGUCCAUUGAGAUCCAGCCAGAGGAGGAGGUAGUGGUGUACAGCUCUCCCUACCUUGAGAAGAUGAAUGAUGUUCUCUCCAGACACAGUGUCAGAACUAUGCAGAACUACCUCACCUGGCAGCUCACCAUUGACAGAGUUAACAGCUUGAGCCGCCGUUUCAAAGAUGCCAGAGCCCGUUACAGGAAGACUCUCUAUGGAACAACUGUGGAGGAUGCUUGGUGGCGAGAAUGUGUCCGUUACGUCCAGAGCAGCAUGGAGAAUGCAGUUGGAGCUCUGUAUGUGCGAGAGACAUUUGCUGGAGAAAGCAAACAAAUGGUCAGUGACCUCAUCAGUAAGAUCCAGAAAGCGUAUGUGGAAACACUGGAGGAGUUGAGCUGGAUGGAUGCUCCCUCGAAGGAGAAAGCAAGAGAGAAGGCCAUGGCAAUCAAGGAGCAUAUUGGCUAUCCAGAUCAUAUUCUACAGGAGAGCAACCAGAAGCUUGACCAGGAGUACGCUCAUCUUAAUUUCAGCGAAGAACACUACUUUGAGAACAUUCUCGAGAACCUCAAGUCUGAAGCGCACAAGAGUCUGAAGAAGCUCAGAGAACCAGUUGACCCGGACUUGUGGAUCAUCGGUGCUGCUGUGGUGAAUGCAUUCUACUCACCCAACAGAAACCAGAUAGUGUUUCCAGCAGGAAUUCUACAGCCGCCUUUUUUCAGUAAACAUCAGCACCAGGCUCUUAACUUUGGUGGAAUAGGAAUGGUUAUCGGACAUGAGAUCACACAUGGAUUUGAUGACAACGGGCGUAAUUUUGACAAGGAUGGUAAUAUGCUAAACUGGUGGAGUAAUUACUCUGCUGAGCAUUUUAAAGAGCAGUCACAGUGCAUGGUGCAACAGUACGGCAACUUCAACUGGAAGCUAGCAGGUGGACAAAACGUCAGUGGAAUCAGCACUUUGGGGGAGAACAUCGCUGACAACGGAGGGGUUCGUCAAGCAUAUAAGGCUUAUCUAAAGUGGGUUGAGACGGAGGGUGAAGAGCCUCGUCUACCUGGUCUAGAGAUGGAUCACAGGCAACUUUUCUUUCUUAACUUUGCCCAAGUGUGGUGUGGUGCUUAUCGGCCUGAGUAUGCCAGCCAGUCCAUCAAGACUGACUCUCACAGUCCAUUAGAAUACAGGGUGCUUGGAUCUCUCCAGAAUUUUGAAGCAUUCUCAGAAGCUUUCCAGUGCCAAAAAGGCAGUCCAAUGAACCCCGAGCUGAAAUGUCGUGUUUGGUAGAAAGUUUUACUCCUGACGUUUUUAUUUCUUUACCUGGGUAACUCAAAUUAAAAGAGCAAGUUGUACUUCUUAAAACCACAGAGGCAUCCUGCUUAUUCCAAUUUAUUUGGGGCAGAGUGAUGAACAAGAUAUUUGCAUAUACUGUAGAUGUAUCUGAAAUGGAUGACAUCCUGGAAUACACCCUUGUUUUAAAACUUAAAGCACAUACAUUAUAAAAAAAGAAACUUUUGAAGUGUUGUCUCUGGAUGAGAAGGUCACUUGUUGUUUUUGCUGUGUCACACGACACAGAGUGGUUACAUGACUAAAAAGGCAACACAGAAAACUAAGACCUUGUGAGAAGGUUGAAGCUUUUAUAGCUGACUUUAAAUGUUUUUCCAGCCAUUCUUGAAUUAAUUAUUUAAAAAAAAAAAACUCUUGUGCAGAUCUUUGUGAUUUAUCCAUUAUCAUUGUGCACUGAGUUGCCUUGGUGUCUUUCCUCUGAUGUAUUGCUUUCAAGACAUUGUGCCAGUUCAGAAGAAACAAUAGUGAACAAAUCUAACUCUGACUGAAGAGUAUGAAAUAAAUGAAAGCUCGGGGCUUUGCUAAAGUAAAGCUACAAUAGAAUUAGUCACACUCUGAGAGUUUGGUCAUUCACUGUUACAUGAAACAAAUUAUCUAAAGACUUUAAGACUGUUAAAUCUUUGCAGCUUUAACCUUAAAUUAACAUUCUGAGAGAGCUGCGGCUUUCAACAUUUUUACAAUUACAGAGUGGACAAAUAUUUAAAAUUUACAAAGCUAUUUAGUACUUUUUGAAGGAUUUUUUAAAAAUAAGUUUCUUUAUCACAUUCUGCCGAUGAUUGUUGCUCAUUACUCCUUGCAGAAAUGUAUACGUCAUGACAGUUUGCUGUAAGAAACCAUAUUCCAGAUGUUUUGAAAUAUAUUGGUGGCCUGCUACUUUUUAACUUGUGCGAAUGCGCCUGUUGGAGAUAGAGUGAUAUGAUGAUAAUGAUGAAAAACCAAUGUACAUCACUUUAUUGCAUUAUUGGUUACCUACUGGCUGCUGUUAGACACAGGCUUGGGCAUCCAGGCGGUUUCUUAUCACAGCUGUGGUGUGUGUUCCACUUUUUCCAUGAUUCUGAGAGGCUCCCAAGAGUUACUACGAGAGAAUAAGAGAAUACUGGGCUUAUUUAUAGCUACCAAAACUCCUAACAUGUGCCAUUUAUUAGAUGGCACUUACCUACAUUUAUUAAAAAUUAUGUCUGCUUGUUUGAUGUCUGUAAGUUUACAUUUUACUCAACAUGCUAAUUGAUUUGUAGAUGACCUGACCAUUCCUUCCCCACACAAUCUCCUGAGAAGAGACGUGAACAAACAGUGAUUACAAGACAUUUAGUGUCUGGGCAUAGCCAAUUACAUGCUAGGGGGAAGGGGGAAGAAAACCUCUUAGAGACACUGACACAUGAACAGGCAGCAGAUGAAGUGGUUUGUCCUCUGAUCUGGCAUUGAUCAGUGCUGUGUAAGAUUAAAGGAUGAAGUGCGGUGUGCUGAAGCGUGGUUACUGCCGAAUCACGAGCCUGCAGGCAGACACACUGAAGAAUGGGGCUUGUCAUUAAAAAGAUGGCCAGGACUGUUAUUUUCUACCUUUAUUAACAAGUAAUGACAGGAGAAUCAAAGCAGAGCAGAACUCAUAAGUGAGGAUGGAGUUGGUGGCUGCAGGAAGCCACCAUUCUGGGCUGAAGAGAGCUUUCAAACAAAAAACAAACAAAGCUGGUUUUGAAUGUUUGCUUGUCAUUGGUCACCUUCAGGAUGCCUUGGUAAACUGAACACGGCUUUUAGGUCUCCACAGAGGCUGCCGAAUUGAAUGUGCAUAUUGACGUUUUACACUCUGUCUCUCAGUCUUCACAUUAGCAAAUACUGUUGUGUUUAGCAGAGGGAGAGGGUACACUAAUUACUCAGAAUGUAAAGGCUGAUAGUGUGCUGCCAUCUUAGCAAAAGUUCAACAUUUUGGGAAAUGCACUUAUUCGCUGAUGGCAGAGAGUUAGAUGAGAAAUUUGAUUCAACUCUUACUUCUGUCUGAUAAAUAUAAGCUACAGCCAGCAUAUUGUUAGCUUAGCAUUAAGAUGGGAAACUGGGGAACAGCAAGUCUAGCUCUCUCCAACAGAAACAAAAAUCUGCUUUUUACAGGUGGUUAUCUGCUGGACUAAUUCUUGGCUACAGCCACUUUUUACAAGUUUCUGGGCAGAUUAAACAGGCCGACCUGUGGACAGUGUCAGGCUUGCCGUUUCCCCCUGCUUUCAGUCUUUGUGCUACGCUAGCUGCAGACCUAUGUUUAACAGACAAACACAAAAACAGUGGUAUCAACCUUCUCAUCUCAAUCUCCCAUAGAAAUUGAAGAUGCAUAUUUCCCCAUAUGUCAAACUAUUCCUUUAAACACGGCACAUGUAUAAUGUCUGGUUCAAAGAAAUGUGGAACAUGGGGCUGCCAUUUGAAGGGCAACAGCUUUGACUCUUGUAUUUUUUUUGUCUAGUUUUCCUCAAAAAGAGUGAAACAGUUCAACGGGUACAUAAUAUAAAAUGUGUUAAUGUAAAUACUUGAUGUUCUAUACUGCAGUAUUUACAUAUAAAGGAUUCAAAUCAGGUAAGAAAGAGUGUACAUUUCUUACCCAAUUAGUUCUAGCUUCACAUUUACUUACCUGGUGAAAUUGUGUAGUUUUGAAAUUAUCAAAUACAUUUUUGUUAUAUAUGAACAUCUUUCAUCUGUAUAAUAUUUAUGAAAUAACAUUGUUGCUUUGCAAGAAUUCAGAUGUUAAAGAUGUUUUAUGAAUGUUCCUGCUGCUAUGUAAUUAUCUAGAUGCCAUUAAAAGUGACUGUCUCAACUGGUA
Micropterus salmoides (largemouth bass) is the source of this 5358-nucleotide messenger RNA. It is a transcript of the gene mmel1, whose product is annotated as membrane metallo-endopeptidase-like 1. Gene Ontology annotation, cellular component: plasma membrane. Gene Ontology annotation, biological process: protein processing. The transcript is spliced from 24 exons. Gene Ontology annotation, molecular function: metalloendopeptidase activity. Lineage: Eukaryota; Metazoa; Chordata; Actinopteri; Centrarchiformes; Centrarchidae. The coding region runs from base 192 to 2501 and encodes 769 amino acids. The record is from RefSeq and is a predicted model, not a curated record.